AUGACGUAUACAGUUCACAGGGACACCCAAGCAACUCUGCAGAUCCUGGAUCGUGUCGAGCUGGACGCGGAGGACUUCAAAGAUGAAAAUUUAUACAAAAGAUUCGGCCUAGAAGAAGAGUACGCCUGUCACGAUCUGACAAUGUGGCAAAAAUAUCGCCCCAAAGUAUGGUCCCUCUUUGAAGUGCCCAGCUCCUCUAGCGGAGCUAAGGUGAGUUGA
Messenger RNA from Protopolystoma xenopodis, 219 nucleotides. The record is from the annotation of a GenBank genome assembly. NCBI's taxonomy places the organism in Eukaryota, Metazoa, Platyhelminthes, Monogenea, Polystomatidea, Polystomatidae.